AUGCGUUUACAACUCUUCAUCGCAAGUAUUGCACUUCUUGCUGUUAUCGGAACUGCUUCAGCAGGACAAAAUUGGGCCGUGCUUGUCGCUGGUUCCAAUGGUUGGUAUAAUUAUAGACAUCAAUCGGACGUAUGCCAUGCAUAUCAAAUCUUACAUAAAAAUGGCAUCCCAGAUUCCAAUAUCAUCGUUAUGAUGUAUGAUGAUUUAGCUAAAAACAAACAAAAUCCAACGCCAGGUAUUAUCAUCAAUCAUCCAAAUGGUCAAGAUGUCUACAAAGGUGUCCCACACGAUUAUACAGGCAAUACUGUUACACCAAAGAACUUCAUCAACGUUUUACUUGGUAAAAAAGAUGCUAUGAAAGGCGUUGGCAGUGGCAAAGUUCUCGAAAGUGGUCCAGAUGACAAUGUUUUUAUCUAUUUCACUGAUCACGGUGCCACUGGUCUGGUUGCUUUUCCAAAUGGCGUUCUCUAUGCUAAAGAUUUGAACAGCACCAUUGCUCAAAUGCACAGUGAAAACAAAUACAAAGAAAUGGUCAUCUAUAUUGAAGCUUGCGAAUCCGGUUCAAUGCUUGAAGGUUUAUUGCCCGACAACAUCAACAUCUACGCUACAACAGCUUCCAAUGCUGAAGAAUCAUCUUAUGCUUGUUACUACGACUCCAAACGUCAAACAUACUUAGGUGAUUUAUACUCAGUCAACUGGAUGGAAGAUUCCGAUGCUGAAGAUAUCAGUAAAGAAUCUUUAUUUAAACAAUUUCAAGUCACAAAACAAAAAACCACCGAAAGUCACGUUAUGCAAUAUGGUGAUCUUACUCUCGGUGCUAAACAUACUGUCAGCGAAUUUCAAGGUGCCACCCGAAACGGUAAACAACAAUCAGUUAGUCCAGUUGUUGAUCGUAUGAACACUUUACUCAAACGUGAAACUACUGCCACUGUUGAUGUACGUAUCUCAAUCUUAUCAAAACGUUUAGCCGACUUACCAGCUAACUCCGAAGAACGACUUUCAAUCAAACGCGAACUCGCUUAUACCGUCCGUCAACGCAGUAUCAUUUCGUCAACAAUUGACAGCAUUGCUAAGAAAUCAUUCGAAGUCAACCGUUCUGGCUAUUCUGACUUAGUCACUAGUCAACGUAUGAAACUUACUCAACACGACUGUUACAAAGAAGCUACUCAACGUAUUCACGCCAAGUGUUUCGAUAUUCAAAAUGAAUUCGUCUUAAACAAAUUAUGGAUCGUUGCCAACUUGUGUGAAGUCGGUCUUCAUAGUUUCACCAUCAACAAUGCCGUCGACGCUGUUUGCGAUGUUCUUGGUCGUCAACAAUUUGAAUAUUAA
This is a messenger RNA of Adineta ricciae, 1329 nucleotides long. The record is from the annotation of a GenBank genome assembly. NCBI's taxonomy places the organism in Eukaryota, Metazoa, Rotifera, Eurotatoria, Adinetida, Adinetidae.